Messenger RNA from Parnassius apollo (apollo), 1437 nucleotides. Lineage: Eukaryota; Metazoa; Arthropoda; Insecta; Lepidoptera; Papilionidae. The record is from the annotation of a GenBank genome assembly.
AUGGAGAAGACUAGUGUAAUGGACGAGUCAAUUGAGACGAACAUUCGACCUUCACCUGAUGACUUCAUCGCCUUUCUACCCUGGGCUUGCUGUCAACUUGAAUCAGAGUAUAAUGUGAUAAUAUCAAAAGUCUACCAGAAUGAUUACACAAGUUCCGGUCUAAGUAUCCGUAGCAAAUCAAGAAGUAAAACCAGACCAAAAGCAAUUCUUUCGAAAACCGAUGCCUUGUCAGAUAGAGAAGAUAAAAAGGUUAUUAUACACAAAGUCAGUUCCGCUGAAGAUAUUGUCCAUAUUGUUACUGUUCUCGAUAAUAAUGAAGAUUUAGUUCAAAUAUCUUUCGAAAAAAAUAAGCAUAUACCGCGCAUUGUAGUCAAAAUUAUUGGUUUGAUCAUCAAAUUUCAUCCACAAUUAAAUUCUGUUAUAAUCAAUCAAGGAGCCGAUCUAUAUACAAUAUAUGAAUUAAAAAAAAUUCUUGUCAUAUCGAACAUUACUGAUGUUUGCCUGGAUGGUUGCUGUUUAGACAACUAUGAUAUUUUACUAGAAAAUAAAUCAGUAUUACGUCACUUAUCUUUAUGUAGAUGUAAGAUUGAAAAUGAUGUUUUACAAAACAUUGCUACUAAGCUUACAUAUCCGAACCCAGCUUCAAAAUUCUUAUCUGUACUCAAUCUGGCAUCAAAUAGAAUUACUGACAUUGGCGCAAAAUGUUUGGCAAAUGUUUUACGUUCCAACCGAUGCUUAAUUUAUCUCAAUUUAUCUGAUAAUAGAAUAACAGAUGAUGGUGCUAUUGAAUUAUUGGGUAGUUUACAAGAGUUUUGUUUGACACCUGAAGAAAUUUUGGCAUCUAGAGCUCGUUAUCUAUCGUUUUUAAAGAUUAAAAAUGAUUUAAUAGAUAACACAGUAAAAGAGUUAAGGGUUGGAGAUUUAGGAAAAGCACCAGCGAAAAAAAAGCCUGCACUGUCGGUCCCAACCACCUUAAAAAAGAAAGCAAAGGGAAACGAAAGAGAAGGAUUUUUACACUCUGUUCCUGAGACGACUGCAAGCAUUAUUGAUAGCUCUCAUGCAAUUCUAUAUGAUAAAGCCUUAUCUAUAGUCCAGACAUCUUUAGGAGACUUUACAGAUCCAUUUUUCUCGAACAAUACCUGUGUUAAAGAUGAAGCUAUGUACUGCAUCGGCAACAAUACAUUGAGUUAUUUGAAUCUAGCUUUUAAUGAUUUGAGCUAUAUUUUUUUAAAGAAACUUCUCAAUGUUCUCACUUAUCAAAAAAAAGUAGAUAUGAAGCCUCGCGGAUUGAUUUAUGUGUCAAUAGACGGUAACAAUUUGCCUGUACUGUGUGAUGAGUUAAAGGAGAUUGAAACCAUUUUGGAAAUGGGUAUUAAGGGCAAUCUUAAUGCCUCAUCAAAGAAACGACCACAGUUAAAAAAAGGCUCGUCUAGAUAA